AUGUCUCUCACGAACCUCGAUCUCAUAAACCAAUGCGACGGCUUUCCGUAUCCCGACGUCAACUCGGAAACAUACAUCGCGUCCAUCAACACGUACUACCAAUUGCGCGUCUCGGGCUACAACUAUGCGCUGGGUUAUAUGCUCCCCUCCGUUGUCGAAGUUUUCCGCGGGGUGCCUGGAUGGGAGAUCGACGACGAUGCUCGCGUCCUCCAUCUCACAGCCGGAUCCAACGUAGACGAGCGGUCGAAAGCGGUAGAAACGACACUAUUGGCUAUGCGGCAGACAGGUCACUUCAAAGUGUUGGACAAGUGGCGGAACGAGCUGUAUGCUGUGUAUGGGCUGGGGAAGGAGCUGUUGUUCAACGUGGAAAGAAGUGCUAGUUGCCUGUUCGGCGUGGUUACCUACGGUGUGCAUCUUACGGCAUUCACGAGGAAAGACGGGGAACUAAAGAUCUGGACGCCGAGACGGGCGCGGACAAAGCAGACGUAUGGAGGGAUGCUUGAUAACGCGGUUGCAGGCGGCAUCGCAUCAGGUGAGUCGCCGUUCGAGAGUCUUGUGAGGGAGUGUGGAGAGGAAGCUUCGCUCGACGAGGAUUUUGUUCGGGCAAAUGCGAAGGCGUGCGGCACAGUCACAUACUGGUACAUCCGAGACGAAAGGGCAGGAGGAGAGACGAACCUGAUGCAGCCCGAGGUUCAAUAUGUCUACGAUCUCGAGCUUCCCGAAGACACAAUCCCGAAGCCAGGCGAUGACGAGGUCGAAGAGUUUUACUUGUGGAGUGUGGAGGAAGUGCAAGAAGGGAUGAAGAAAGGCGAAUUCAAGCCGAACUGCGCGCUGGUUGUGCUCGACUUUCUGGUCCGCCACGGCAUUCUGACAACGGAGAACGAGCGCGACUACAUUGAGAUUGUGAGUCGACUGCACAGGAAGCUAGAGUUCCCUACACUGUGA
Molecule: messenger RNA, 945 nt
Organism: Alternaria ethzedia
Lineage: Eukaryota; Fungi; Ascomycota; Dothideomycetes; Pleosporales; Pleosporaceae
Exons: 1
Coding region: 1-945 (314 amino acids)
Molecular function (GO): 8-oxo-dGDP phosphatase activity
Source: RefSeq, a predicted model, not a curated record